Messenger RNA from Pollicipes pollicipes, 3474 nucleotides. RefSeq names its product spectrin beta chain-like. Gene Ontology annotation, molecular function: protein binding. NCBI's taxonomy places the organism in Eukaryota, Metazoa, Arthropoda, Thecostraca, Pollicipedomorpha, Pollicipedidae. The record is from RefSeq and is a predicted model, not a curated record.
CUGGCCGAGGGAGGGCGGAGCCGCACCCGAGCCGAGCGCCGCCAUCGGACGCCGCCGCCGCCCCCAGACGUCGCCCGGGAGUGGCCGUCGAGCAGCCGCCACAGUGAAUCAGCGACGGAAAUAGACGCGGCGCAGGCCGCCGGAGAAACCCACGUGCUGAGGCGGUCCCAACGGCGGCGACUCGGUCACCAUGACGACGGACAUCGGCGUGCCGCGAUGGGAUCCGGUCACCAACCAGGACAUGGGCGACGAGAUGGAGUACGACGGGGGCAACUCGUCCUCCCGCCUCUUCGAGCGCUCCCGCAUCAAGGCGCUCGCAGGUGAACGAGAGAAUGUGCAGAAGAAGACGUUCACGAAGUGGGUGAACUCGCACCUGGUGCGCGUGCAGUGUCGAACGGCCGACCUGUACACCGACCUGAGGGAUGGCCGCUACCUGCUCAAGCUGCUGGAGGUGCUGUCGGGCGAGCGGCUGCCCCGCCCCACCAAGGGCAAGAUGCGGAUCCACUGCCUGGAGAACGUGGAGAAGGCGCUGCAGUUCCUGCGCGAGCAGCGCGUCCACCUGGAAAACCUGGGCGCCCACGACGUGGUGGACGGCAACCCGCGUCUCACACUCGGCCUCAUCUGGACCAUCAUCCUACGAUUCCAGAUCCAAGACAUCACGAUCGAGGAGACGGACUCGAAGGAGACGCGCUCGGCCAAGGACGCGCUGCUGCUCUGGUGCCAGAUGAAGACGGCUGGCUACCACAACGUCAACAUCCGCAACUUCACCACCUCCUGGCGCGACGGCCUCGCCUUCAACGCACUGAUCCACAAGCACCGUGCCGACCUGAUACAGUACGAGAAGCUGAGCAAGGCCAACCCGAUGCACAACCUGAACAACGCCUUCAACGUGGCGGAGUCGCAGCUGGGCCUGACCAAGCUGCUCGACGCGGAGGACGUGUGCAUGGAACAGCCGGACGAGAAGUCCAUCAUCACCUACGUGGUCACCUACUACCACUACUUCUCCAAGAUGCGCGCCGAGACGAUCCAGUCCAAGCGUAUCGGCAAGGUGGUCGGCACGCUGAUGGACAACGACCACAUGGUGCACGAGUACGAGAGCCUGACGUCAGAGCUGCUGCGCUGGAUCCGCGAGACCAUCGAGCAGCUGGGCCAGCGCCAGUUCGCCAACUCGCUGCGCGGCGUGCAGGAGCAGCUCGUCCAGUUCAACUCGUACCGCACCGUCGAGAAACCGCCCAAGUUCGUGGAGAAGGGCAACCUGGAGGUGCUGUUGUUCACCCUCAAAUCGAAGAUGCGCGCCAACAACCAGCGGCCAUACACGCCGCGCGAGGGGCUCAUGAUCGCCGACAUCAACCGGGCAUGGGAGAAGCUGGAGAAGGCCGAGCACGAGCGCGAGCUGGCGCUGCGCGAGGAGCUGAUUCGCCAGGAGAAGCUGGAGCAGCUGGCCGCCCGCUUCGACCGCAAGGCCGGCAUGCGCGAGACCUGGCUGUCGGAGAACCAGCGUCUCGUCUCACAGGACAACUUCGGCUUCGACCUGACGGCCGUGGAGGCGUCCGCCAAGAAGCACGAGGCUAUCGAAACCGACAUUCUGGCGUACGAGGAGCGCGUGCUCGCCGUGGUGGCUGUGGCCGAGGAGCUGCAGACGGAGAACUACCACGACAUCGAGCGUAUCAACGCCAGGAAGGACAAUGUGCUGCGCCUGUGGAACUACCUGCUGGAGCUGCUGCGCGCCCGACGCAUGCGCCUGGAGCUGAGCCUGCAGCUGCAGCAGAACUUCCAGGAGAUGCUCUACAUCCUGGACAGCAUGGAGGAACACAAGAUGCGGCUGCUCUCCGACGACUACGGCAAACACCUGAUGGGCGUGGAGGACCUGCUCUCCAAGCACGCGCUGAUCGAGGCCGACAUCAACGUGCUGGGUGAGCGCGUCAAGACGGUGGUGCAGCACUCGCGCCGCUUCGUGGACGAGGAGACGGAGGAGGGCUACCGGCCUUGCGACCCCGCCAUCGUGGUGGAGCGCGUCCAGCAGCUGGAGGACGCGUACGCCGAGCUGGUGAAGCUGGCGCUGGAGCGUCGCUCGCGGCUGGAGGAGUCGCGCCAGCUGUGGCAGUUCUACUGGGACAUGGCCGAGGAGGAGAACUACAUCCGCGAGAAGGAGAACAUCCUCAACGCCGCCCACAUCGGCAACGACCUCGUCACCGUUCACAUCCUGCUCGCCAAACACAAGGCGCUGGAGGACGACCUGGCGGCGCACGAGUCGCAGCUGCUGGCCAUCACCCAGGUGGGCGACGAGCUGGUCAACCAGGGCCACUUCGGCGCCGACCGCAUUCGCGGCCGCAUCGACGAGAUCGUCGACAUGUGGAACCGGCUGAAGGAGCGGGCCGAGCGCCGCCGCCAGCAGCUGGAGCAGGCCAUCGGCUACCACCAGUUCUUCGCCGACGCCGACGACGUCGACACCUGGAUGCUGGACACGCUGCGCCUGGUGUCCUCGGACGACGUGGGCGGCGACGAGGGCGGCGUGCAGAACCUGCUGAAGAAGCACAAGGACGUGGACGACGACAUGAAGAACUACCAGCAGACGAUCGAGCAGCUGCGUGGCCAGUCUCAGGAGAUCGGCCCCGAGUACCGCGAAAACCCCGAGGUCAAGGACCGCGUCGACAGCAUCGACAACAGGUACCGCGAGCUGAACGAGCUGGGACAGCUGCGUAAGCAGCGCCUGCUGGACGCCAUGUCACUGUACAAGCUGUUCUCUGAGGCACAGCGCGUCGACCAGUGGAUCACCGAGAAGGAGCGCAUGCUCCACAACAUGGUGCCGGGAGAUGGCAAGGACGUGGAAGACGUGGAGAUCCUCAAGCACCAGUACGAGGGCUUCGACAACGAGAUGAACGCCAACGCCAGCCGCGUGGGCGUGUGUACCAGCUUGGCCAAGCAGCUGCUGCAGGUGGAGCACCCCAACAGCGAGGAGAUCGUGGCCAAGCAGAGCGAGCUUAAUGACAAGUGGUCGACGCUGCGCGAGAAGGCCGAACAGAAGAAGGAGGAGCUGGAGAGCGCACACUCCUACCAGACGUUCCACAUCGAGAUCCGCGAGACAGUCAGCUGGAUCGAGGAGAAGACCAAGCUGCUGCACCAGACCGAGGGGCUCGGCUCGGACCUGGCUGGCAUCAUGACGCUGCAGCGCAAGCUGAACGGCAUGGAGCGUGACAUCGCAGCCAUCCAGGCCAAGCUGGACGACCUGGAGCGGGAGGCGCAGCGCAUCGAGCAAGAGCGGCCGGACGAGGCGGCCGAGAUCAGCGCAACAUCAGCCAGCUGCAGGAGCCAUGGAAGGAGAUGACGGAGCUGCUGAAGGAGCGCUACUCCAAGCUGGAGGAGGCCGGCGACCUGCACCGCUUCCUGCGCGACCUGGACCACUUCUCGGCCUGGCUCACAAAGACUCAGACGGACGUGGCUUCGGAGGACAUUCCGCAGUCGCUGCCCGAGGCU